This is a messenger RNA of Thrips palmi, 1770 nucleotides long. Its product is annotated as selenoprotein P-like. Gene Ontology annotation, cellular component: extracellular region. The record is from RefSeq and is a predicted model, not a curated record. The coding region runs from base 137 to 1609 and encodes 490 amino acids. Gene Ontology annotation, biological process: selenium compound metabolic process. Lineage: Eukaryota; Metazoa; Arthropoda; Insecta; Thysanoptera; Thripidae. Gene Ontology annotation, molecular function: selenium binding. The transcript has 5 exons.
GAUGGCUGUGAGAAUGAUCACUUGUUAUUGCAUCAAACUCUUUCUCAUUAUCACUAUUAAUCUUGCAGAGUAGGGUCAUUUCAGUGCAGAGCAGACAUUGUAGGCAGCAUCUUGAGGAUGCCUCCGUUUGUACAGGAUGAUGAGCCAAGCCUCUUGGUUGCUCCUUCUUGGACUUGCGAGCUUCGCAAAUUCAGUAAUGGAAUCAUCAAAAGUGAGGCCUUAUGUCCAUACUCAAGAAACAUUUGUUGACCAAUGCACUCCAGUUCCCACUUGGACUAUUGGUGGUGAUAGAGCCAUAAGCUUAAUUGGGCAGAAUAUAACUGUCAUAGCUCUCUUAAAUUCAAGCAGGCCCUUUGGGCGGCAACAAGCAGCCAUGCUGAACCUGCUUCGCAACCGUUUCUACCUGGCUGGAUUUCCAGCCAUUAAUUUUAUGGUCAUUAAUUCCAUGUUAGGAUCUGAAAACUCAGAACUUCUGCAACAUGAAGCUCCCAGUAUACCUGUCUAUCAGGAGCAGUCAAGUGAACCUGUGAAGGAUAUUCUGGGAGUUGGAAAUGAUCACAUUCUCGUCCUAGAUCGAUGUGGACGCAUAGCAUAUCAAGUUAUAUCUCCCUUCAGUAAACUUACCCAUCCUUAUGUCAAAGCUGCUAUUCUAUCAACCUACAAAGACAAUCCAUGUGGCUUGUGUAAAAAAGCUCAAAAUGUAACACCUGUUGCAGAGGAGGGAAAGGCUGGACAAACUUUAGCUUCCGAUACAACAGACCUAGUUCAGUGUCAAUUUAAAGUCUGCAACGAUCACAAAACAGACUUAAGGCUUUACACAGGACAAGAAAGCAAUGCUAAUGGAAAUGAGACCAAUACAAAGGAAGCACAGAGGCUUCAAGAAGUUACUAAAGAGAGAGAAAAUGGGAAUGGUUUGCCUGGGUCCUUCAAACACAAUACUGAGGCUUCAGAAUCUCAAGAAAUCUUACAAAUGCACAAUACAACAUUAAACCUUGGUGAUACUGAUUCCCUGGAAAGAAGUACUGAACCAAGAAAAAGAGAUCAGAAAACAAGUGAACCUGAAGGUCAAAAACUUGAAGUUAUUGCAAAUGGAGAACAUGUAAAAAUUUAUAACAACUCUCAAAUGCCAAAACCAGAGGAUGGACAGAGUCAACUAGGAUCACAAGACUAUCUUGGUCACAUCAAAAACUGGGAUUGGUCUGAGAACCAGAACCAAAGCAUCAUGUCUGGAGGAUCUAUAAAAAGUACAGAACAGUCUGUAGAAGUAGUUCACCAAGAAAACCAUUCCAAAGAAAAAAAGAAGAGAAAGAAAAGGAAGCGUAAAGGAAAAGGUACACCUGCGUAUUGUGCCUCAUUAGAUUGCAGUCAAUCUUCAAACAAUGACCUUUUACAGAACUCGAAUUCUUAUGAGGCUAGUGACACUUCCAUGGAGAAAUUGGUCAAUGAAACUCAAAAGUUGUUCGACUGGUAUCAACAGCAAAUUGAAAAUGGUGAAGAGGAAUAUGAAAGAACUAACAUACUCAAAGUUAAAAUAAUUGACCAUUACAGAAAACUGCUACCAUGGCUCAAUUUCAAAUUAGCGCCUAAAGCAGAUAAUUCUCAAGCUUAACUCACAUGAUAAAAAUACGUAAUAUGCUUCAAAAUAUAAUGGUUAAAACACCAUUAAUGGUUAAAGAUUUAAACCUCUAAAAAUUGUUUUUAAAACUUUACACAACUAAGACAAAAUAAUAAUCCUGAUAUUUUUAAUGAGAAGGGGAAGAGAGGGAAAUG